AUGUUUACGGAUACUGGCCCACGGAAUAAUAAGAGACGACCAUAUAAUAAUACUCAACGACCACGAAUAGAUAAAACACUUGAUGAUGAUGCACGAGUCAAUAAUUUUCAAUUUUCUCAACUUACAAGUAACAUGCUUCGAGGUGCAUCUGUAUCAACAAAUUAUGAUAUGUCAUCAAUCUACAGUAGAGCACCAAUGACUAAACGAGUAAAACCAAUACGUCCAUCAAAAACAUCAGAACCUACAGGAUUACGUACUUAUAAUGAUAUUGUUAAUUCAGGUGCUUAUGCGGAACCUGAUUAUCAACCCAGACCGAUUAAGACUCGUACUGAUCAAGAAAAAGAUCGUCUAGCACAUUUAAUGGCUUAUGGAGUUGAUCCAACAAAAGUAAUUUAUAAACCAGUUGAAUAUUCACCAUCCCCUCGUGAAAUUGAUCGAUUUGAUGAGUUGGUACUUGAAAUUGAGCAGAGAAAACAGUUUCUUGAGCAAAUGACAUCACUUGGCAAACGUAAAGAAUAUCAACAAGUCAUUUCAAAUGAGAUCUCUGACAAAAUACGUGAAAUGGAACAAAUUGAUCGGCAACGUUCAAAAGCUUUAGAAAAACGUCUGAAAGAACAGCAUCAGUAA
Molecule: messenger RNA, 627 nt
Organism: Rotaria socialis
Lineage: Eukaryota; Metazoa; Rotifera; Eurotatoria; Philodinida; Philodinidae
Source: the annotation of a GenBank genome assembly